AAUAUGAAAUCAAACAGAAAUUAUAAUGGAUUCAUUGUUUUUGUACCAAAACAAAAGUACGGCAUGUUUAUGACCGAGGACUUUUGGCCCGACGGGGUAUUAUAUCGCCGUUUUGUUGAUUACAAUCGCAACUCGGACAAACCUGCCUACCGGGAGAUAAAGGGACUAAUAUCAUCAGUAAAUGGAUAGUACCAUUAAACUUGUUACAUUUAACUGUAAGAGUGUCACUAGGUCGGUGGAUUGUGUGAGGCGGCUUUGUCGGACGGCGGGUUUUGUGGCACUACAGGAGACCUGGCUUUUCCCUCACGACCUACAGUUUCUGGGCAGCAUUGAUGACGCAUUUUCUUUUACUGGCAAGUCUGCUGUCGAUACAACCGCUGGAGUACUUAGAGGGAGGCCAUAUGGUGGAGUCGCUUUGCUGUGGAGGAAGACGAUGUUCCCAACGGUGUCUGUGAUCGCGUGUACUAGUGUGCGUCUCACUGCGAUAAAGGUAGUGCUUCAUGACCGGUCUAUGUUGGUGAUAUCAGUGUACAUGCCUACUGACUCAGUCGAUAAUCUCACGGAGUUUACAGAGUGCCUAAGUGAGUUAAACGCGAUUAUUGAAAGUUGUGAUGUGGAAUCUGUGUUCAUUCUGGGAGACUUUAACGCGCACCCAGAGCAGCAUGCAAGUGAUUCCUGAGAGGGCGAAUGUGACAUUCUCGAACCCCAAAUACGUAGCCAAUCUGACAUUAAACAUUCGGCGGUACAGCAGGAAGUCUGCCUACUACAUCAACUUGAUGGGCAUUAACAAGCAAACCUGGACUAACAAUAUUACGGUCGAUAUUAGAAUCAACCAGUACUUGCACAAUGAGUACCGGCCCUCAUUCGUGGGCGGCCAAAUGAAGUACUGCGACCUCAUCAAUAAGGAGCCCUUCAUUGGCGGCGCUUUGAAGAACUCGGGCUUGAUAUGUCCCUUGCCUGUUGGCUAUCACUCUGUAAUGAACAUCACGGCGCCGACUGAAAACUUCCCCAAUGUGUUUCCCUUCGAGAAGGGCCGCAUAGAUUUCGUAGUGACCCUGAGCAGCACGGGCGAGGGAGUGUUAAAUGCUUUCCUCGAAGUUAGGUUCAAGCAAACAUAAUUUAUAUGUAUUUAAACAAUGUUGUCAGCGUCAGAAUAAAGUUGAAUAAAUCUGAGUUCUAAAUCUU
Spodoptera frugiperda (fall armyworm) is the source of this 1185-nucleotide messenger RNA. RefSeq lists its product as uncharacterized. The coding region runs from base 612 to 1118 and encodes 168 amino acids. The record is from RefSeq and is a predicted model, not a curated record. The transcript has 4 exons. Lineage: Eukaryota; Metazoa; Arthropoda; Insecta; Lepidoptera; Noctuidae.